UAUGUUUAUUUCCUCAAUCUUAAGGAGUCAAACUUUUUCCAUAUAUUAAUGGAUAUAAUUAUGAACUGAAAUACAAGCUGCCUUGAUGACAGGGCAACUAUGCCUAUUUAAACUUGAAAAGGAAUGUCAAGUGAAAAGAAUUUAUAACUCAAGUGAUUAAUAGUAUUUAUCUUUGCACUUAAGAUUUUAAAUUCAAUUUUUCUUCUUCCAACAUCGCUUAUAUAAAAAAGAAAAAAAAAAAAAAAAAAAACAGCAAUGCCAAGCAAAAUAAUCGAGGCUGUUCCAUAUAGGAUGGGUGAUAAAUUCUACAGAAGAAGCAACAUAAAAGGUAGUCUAAAGACUCUAAACCCAAAUCAUUGGUAGGACCCCAUUGGCCACUAAACCUAUUUUUAUUUUUAUUUUUCACUUUUCCUCUCCAUAUACGCAAAUCCCACAUAUUAAUUCCACUAACCAAAAGAAUUUAAAAUUCCAUAUCCUACUUUACCAGAGUGCACAAUCCAUGCCCCCUCCUCCCCCCUUCCCCAGUUAUAAAUACCACGACAACUUCCCAGAAAAGAAAAGCAUAAUAACCAAACACAACUAAAAGGCUUAAAGGGCUUCAAAUUCAUGGCUGCUGCAGGCAAGUUUGCUGCAAUUGGUUGCUUUUGCAAUGACCGUUGGGGUGACAUGUCACCUCAGCCACACUAUCCUUCGAUGCCCAAGUACCCGAAGGGCACGUCUCCGGAGGCAGCGACGAAUGUGAAGGGGUCUGAGGUGAAGGCCUUGUUCUCUGUGGCUGGCAUGACAUGUUCCGCCUGCGCCGGGUCGAUUGAGAAGGCCGUCAAGCGGCUUCCUGGCAUACGAGAGGCUGCCGUGGAUGUACUGAACAAUACAGCCCAUGUUCUCUACUAUCCAAGCUUCGUAACUGAGGAGAAAAUAUGUGAGACUAUUGAAGAUGUUGGAUUUGAAGCCAAAUUGAUCAAAGAGGAGACAAGUGACAAAUCUAGACAAGUAUGCAGAAUAAGCAUAAGUGGAAUGACUUGCACCUCUUGCUCCUCCACUAUUGAAUCAGCCCUGCAAGCAAUUCAUGGUGUACAAAGAGCUCAAGUGGCCUUAGCAACUGAAGAAGCACAAGUUCAUUAUGAUCCAAAGAUUGUAAGCUACAAUCAGCUAUUGGAAACAGUAGAAAACACCGGUUUUGAAGCCACACUUAUUAGUCUAGGGGAAGACAUAAGCAAGAUUGAGCUCAAAGUUGAUGGCAUAAAGACUGAGCAGAGCAUUAGAGCAAUAGCAAAAUCCCUUGAAGCACUUCCUGGAAUUCAAAACAUAGAGACAUUUCCUGAACUCAACAAAAUUUCAAUUUCUUAUAAAGCAGAUAUUGUAGGACCAAGAACUUUCAUUGAAGUCAUCGAGUCAUCAGGCUCGGCGCAUUUUAAAGCAAUGAUAUACCCUGAAGAAGGAAGAGACACUCACAGAAAGGAGGAAAUCAAGCAGUAUUAUAAAUUCUUUUUGUGGAGCUUGUUUUUUACAAUUCCUGUGUUUUUAACCUCCAUGGUAUUGAUGUAUGUCCCUGGAGUUAAAAAGGUGCUUGAUGUUAAAAUUGUGAAUAAGUUGAAUGUUGGUCAGAUUCUAAGGUGGGAGCUGUCCACUCCAGUGCAGUUCAUCAUAGGCAGGAGGUUCUACAUUGGAUCCUACAAAGCGUUGCGCCAUGGUUCUGCUAAUAUGGAUGUUUUGAUCGCCUUGGGAACCAAUGCAGCCUACUUCUAUUCAGUGUACAUAGUUUUAAGAGCUGCAAACUCUAAAGAUUUCAAGGGUACAGAUUUCUUUGAGACUAGCUCAAUGCUUAUUACAUUUAUCUUGCUAGGCAAGUAUCUAGAGGUUUUGGCUAAAGGAAAGACAUCUGAGGCCAUUGCCAAGCUUAUGGACUUGGCACCUGAGACAGCAACAUUGCUGACUUUGGAUGAGGAAGGAAAUGUGGUAAAUGAACAAGAAAUUGAUAGUAGGUUGAUACAAAAGAAUGAUGUGAUUAAAAUCAUUCCUGGUGCCAAAGUUGCUUGUGAUGGUUCUGUUAUGUGGGGGCAGAGUCAUGUGAAUGAAAGCAUGAUAACAGGAGAAGCACGGCCGGUGGCGAAAAAGAAGGGUGAUGCAGUCAUUGGAGGCACUGUUAAUGAGAAUGGAGUGUUACAUGUCAAGGCAACAAGGGUUGGAUCAGAGAGUGCUCUUUCGCAGAUUGUUCGACUUGUUGAGUCUGCACAAAUGGCCAAGGCUCCUGUACAGAAGUUUGCUGAUCGCAUUUCCAAAUACUUUGUGCCAAUGGUUAUCAUACUUUCAUUCUCGACUUGGCUUGCCUGGUUUUUGGCAGGGAAGUUCCAUAGCUACCCACAUUCUUGGAUCCCAUCUUCGAUCGAUAGUUUUGAGCUUGCUCUUCAGUUUGGGAUCUCGGUCAUGGUCAUAGCUUGCCCUUGUGCUUUAGGCCUAGCAACUCCUACUGCUGUUAUGGUUGGUACCGGAGUUGGUGCAUCUCAAGGUAUACUGAUCAAAGGGGGGCAAGCAUUAGAGAGUGCGCAUAAGGUGAACUGCAUAGUCUUUGACAAGACAGGGACUCUCACAGUUGGGAAGCCAGUGGUUGUUAACACAAAACUCUUGAACAAUAUGCUACCUCAUGAAUUCUAUGAACUUGUUGUUGCAACUGAGGUGAACAGUGAGCACCCACUAGCCAAAGCUAUUGUUGAGCAUGCCAAGAAAUUCAGAGGAGGUGAAGAGAAUCCAUCCUGGCCGGAAGCACGAAACUUUGCAUCCAUUACUGGCCAAGGAGUAAAGGCAGUUGUUCGGGAGAAGGAAAUACUCAUAGGGAACAAGAGCUUAAUGUUGGAUUCUAACAUUUCCAUAGCAGUGGAGGCUGAAGAAACACUUGCAGAAGCUGAAGCUUUGGCUCAAACUGGGAUACUUAUAGCUAUAGACAGGGAAAUGGCAGGAAUUGUAGCCAUAUCUGAUCCACUGAAACCCGGUGCUCGGGAAGUGGUUUCCAUACUCAAGUCUAUGGGAGUUAGAAGUAUCAUGGUUACAGGUGACAAUUGGGGUACAGCGAAUUCCAUUGCCAAGGAAACUGAAAUUGAAACUGUGAUUGCAGAAGCCAGACCUGAACAAAAAGCUCAGAAAGUGAAGGAUUUGCAGGCUUCAGGCUACAUUGUGGCAAUGGUAGGAGAUGGAAUCAACGACUCACCGGCACUUGUGGCAGCAGAUGUAGGAAUGGCAAUUGGUGCUGGCACAGAUAUUGCUAUUGAGGCAGCUGACAUUGUGCUUAUGAAGAGCAACUUGGAAGAUGUGAUAACAGCCAUUGACCUUUCCCGGAAAACCUUUUCUCGUAUUCGGUUGAACUACAUAUGGGCAUUGGGUUACAAUGUGCUCGGAAUCCCAAUAGCGGCAGGCACCCUGUUUCCAUCCACCAGGUUUAGAUUACCACCAUGGAUUGCAGGAGCUGCAAUGGCAGCCUCCUCUGUUAGUGUUGUUUGCUGCUCUCUGUUGUUGAAGAACUACAAGAGACCCAAGAAGUUGGAUGUCCUUGAGAUACAAGAAGUACGGAUCGAACGAUAAUAGGGGUUUCAAAUCAGUUGUGCAUAUUCAUGGAGUUGGGUUUGUCUAGAAAGUUGGACAAGCUAGUUGAUUGAUGAAGAAAAGGUGUACAUAGAGUGACGAUUGUUUACUUCCCAUGUAUAUUAUGUUGAUCUGAAGAUGAAUGAAAUUUUGCUUGCAGAGAAAGAUUCACGAAUGCAGGCCUUAAUCUUUGAUGAACUGUUACUGCAUUAA
Molecule: messenger RNA, 3786 nt
Organism: Prunus persica (peach)
Lineage: Eukaryota; Viridiplantae; Streptophyta; Magnoliopsida; Rosales; Rosaceae
Product: probable copper-transporting ATPase HMA5
Exons: 6
Coding region: 607-3573 (988 amino acids)
Biological process (GO): monoatomic cation transport
Cellular component (GO): membrane
Molecular function (GO): ATP binding; copper ion binding; ATP hydrolysis activity
Source: RefSeq, a predicted model, not a curated record